UUUAGUUUUCAUUUUUCAUUUUUCUAUUUUUUUUUUCUCGUAAAAUUUUUCUUCUUUCUCUGCCUCCGUCGACUCUUCACCCACAGUGUUCUUCAAUUCAACCCUCCUUCGUAUCCAUGAAACCUCUUCUCUCUUAACCAAACCAGCUUCGUGAGGGUCUCAUCAGGUUCUUCUUCUGCUUCCAUGGAGGUGAAUGCAGUUCAAGUUAAUAACAACCUAGCGAAUGGUAUCGAUGAGCAACGAGAUGAACAAUCACUUUCUCCGGAAAGGUCCAAUGCAUAUAAUGUGUUCGGUGAUCCGGAUCCCGACUUAUCUCCCCGGGUGGGUGAGGAGUACCAGGUUGAAAUUCCUGCUUUGAUUUCAAAAUCCGAGUAUUGUUUGAUUGGAAGGAAUGCCGACGAGGCAGAAAGUACUCUUCUUAACUUUGAAGUAGGAUUACCUAUUCCAAUUAUAUGGAUAAAGGAUGGAGCAGAGAAGAUCAACACCGAUCCACCGAAAAAUGAAUGCAAGUUGAAUCCUAAACUUGAGGCUAUUGGCAGUACAUUGUUCAAUAGAAAGAAUUCUAAUAUGCAGCAGGAAACAAAGAUUGGGAUGCAAGAGGAGGAUAGACAUAAAGGGCAGAUUCUGGUUCCGGGUUCUCGAAGUGACAACUGGACUGAAGUUGAAGAGGCCGGUUUCGUCCUUGGUUUGUAUAUAUUCGGGAAGAACCUCGUUCAAGUGAAAAAAUUUAUCGGCAAUAAGAAGAUGGAGGAUAUAUUGUCAUUCUAUUAUGGGAAAUUUUAUAAGUCCGACAAAUAUCAGAGAUGGGAUGGAUGUAGGAAAAUGAAAAGCAGGAAACGCGUUUUCGGGCAAAGAAUUUUCACUGGACAAAAGCAAAACGAGCUUUUGUCUCGUCUACUACCGAAUGUAUCAAAGGAAUGUCAAAAGAAAUUACUUGAGGCAUCGAAUGCAUUUGUAGAGGGAAAAAUGCUUUUAGAAGAAUAUGUUUUAACUCUAAAAGCUUCGGUUGGGAUCAAUGCACUUGUUGAGGGAGUAGGAAUUGGUAAAGGGAAACAAGAUCUUACAGGUAUCUCUAUUGAUUCUGUAAAGUCCACUCCAGCCGUUCCGUUUCGCCCUGAAAUACCGGUUGGUAAAGCAUGUUCAAUGCUUUCAACUUCAGAGAUAAUAAGCUAUCUAACUGGUGACUUCAGAUUAAGUAAAGCUCGAACAAGCGAUCUCUUUUGGGAAGCUGUUUGGCCUCGUCUACUUGCCAGAGGUUGGCACUCGGAGCAGCCUAGAUGUUAUAACUAUUCGGUUACUUCUAAGAAUCCCCUGGUCUACCUUGUCCCCGGAGUUAAAAAGUUUUCAAGGAAGCUCGUGAAAGGGAAUCACUAUUUCGAUUCUCUAUCUGAUGUCCUCAACAAAGUUGCGUCCGAUCCUGAGCUAAUUGAUCUCGAGAAAAAUGUGGAUGAUGACUUCACAAGCAAGGAAGGAAACGGGUGGACGAAAGAUACAAAACUGGAUACUGAAGAUUCCCCGGCUGAUCAGCCGCGUCAUUGCUAUCUCAAGGUAAAAACUCCAAAUGACAGUGCAGAUGUAAUUAAAUUCACUGUUGUGGACACAAGUCUAGUGAGCGAAAAAACGAGGAAUGUGAAAGAAAUGAAAAGCCUACCAUCUGGAGUUUUAACAGCUUCUAGUUUGGAAAUUGAUUCAGAUGAUGAAAAUACUUCUGAAGACGAGAAAACAAAUGAAUCUGAGUCUGUAAAUAGGACAUGCUUUGAUAGUGGGAAGAACAAUGUUACUAAAGCCGGUAAACUUAACACUGUUAAGGGCGAAUCUUCAGACUUGAGUGGUUUUGAAAGCAAGCCUUCAAAAGAGAAGCUUCCAAGAAGCAACAUGGCCUGCACUAGUGUAUCAGCUGUCUCGAUAGACCAGAAGACGGACUUCUUAGAUAACAAAAAGAGAAAAGACCGUAUGAAGUGUCAAUCACCCCCGAGAAUGGUAUCUGAUAACAUAGCUGAUCUGGUCCCUAUUACGAAAAAGAGAAGGAGAUUAACUGCAUGUAGCCGUGCAAAGACAAACGGAAGCACGGCUAAUUUCUUUGGGGCUCCUCCGAGAGUUAAAGAAGAGGAGGCCAGUUUCUGUGGGGAUCAAGACAACUCCAAAUACAGGAAGAAUGCAACUGCUGAUUUUUUGGCUCCUAGAGUAAAACAGGAGAAGUGUCCUUACAAUCCAAAAUCUAGUGAUAGUGUUCAUUCAUCUGCAGAGAAGUUAAUUCCACCUCAGGAAGUUAACUAUUUAGCACGUUUUCCAACUCAGGAGACAAAAAAGUUAGCAGAACCUCUGCCAAAUCUCGGCUCAUUCAUCUGCAGAGAAAGUGUUCCUGGUACGAGUUCCUCGGGCUCAAGGGAACAACCUCCGAAACCUCAGCCACGGACUAUGAUUGACCUUAACUUACCUGUUUCACCGGAAGUUGAUGUUGAUGAAUCUUUUGUGAAUGAAAUGAAAGCUGAUACAAGCAAGGAGUCAAACGACGUCAGUGCAGGGACAAACGUCGAACUGGUUGAUCACUCAGAGCAGCAGCCUGAUGUACAAUCCCGGAGAACAGGCACGGUUGAUCACUCAGAGCAGCAGCCUGACGUACAAGCCCGGAGGACAGGCACAAGAAACCGACCCCCGACAGCAAAAGUUCUGGAAGCUUUUGCCUUUGGAUAUCUAGACAAAAAGGAGAAACGUGUCAGAAGUAGGGACAGCUCAGGAUCCAAAGCUUCGCGACGCGUGCGUCAUAAAGCGGAAGGCUCUAGUAGCGGUGUUGUUGCAGAUUCUGGAAAAGAGGAAAGAGCGAAUUUUGCCUGUAACGGUAAUGGUAGCACUGGCAGGAAAGGCGACGUGUUAUAUACAGGUUUCAACAAUGAUGUCUUAUAAUAUGAGAUAUAAUUUGUUUCUCUGUCUCAAUACUUAGAGAUAGCAGCAUGUGAUAUUUCAUUGGUUGAACUAGUACAGUACAUUAUACAUAGUUUGAUGUUAGAUACAAUCUUCGGAUUCGAAGGAAGGUUUAUAGCUUAUAAGGCAUUAAAGUCUUUCUCUCAGCUGUGUACAUUACAGCAUAUGUGAAGUUGAACUUUUAUGAUUUUUCCAUUUCAUAGCUGUAAUGCCAAAAACCAAUCUCUUGGUGCCCCCACCCAGGUGAAUUGUGAAAAUGGAGCAGUUACAAUGCAAUGCAAAGUAUUUGGCUUUCAUUCUAAAGUUGAUUGAAUACAUACACAUAUGAUGUAACUUUCAUUCAUGACUGAUUGUUGGUUGCUUGUGAUAAAUCAGUCUUUUCCUUAGUGAUCCAUGCAGUCUUUGUGGUAAUAAGCAUAAGAAACCCACACACAAAAACUUUCUUUCUUACAAGGAAAUAUAGCAUAUUUUUUAAGUGUAUUAUUUA
Messenger RNA from Vicia villosa (hairy vetch), 3409 nucleotides. RefSeq lists its product as uncharacterized. NCBI's taxonomy places the organism in Eukaryota, Viridiplantae, Streptophyta, Magnoliopsida, Fabales, Fabaceae. Bases 184 to 2904 code for a protein of 906 amino acids. The record is from RefSeq and is a predicted model, not a curated record. Gene Ontology annotation, cellular component: nucleus. The transcript is spliced from 4 exons. Gene Ontology annotation, molecular function: transcription corepressor activity.